GUCGGAGAAAAUGGAAAUCUUAAGAUUGGAACAGUCAAAGAGAAAUAUUAACAGUUUGAACGUGGAUCUUGAAAGGGAUAUGCAGAAAAUAGAUGAAGCCAAUCAGGAUCUUUUUCUCAAAAUCCAAGAGAAAGAAGAUGAGAUUCAGAGGCUGGAAAGUGAGCUCACUCAGACAGCAGACCUGGCAGAAGACGAAGAGUGGGAGAAGGAGAACAGUACCACCACUGAGAGGGAAAGAGCCUUGCAGGAGCUGGAAGAAGAAACAGCCAGACUUGAAAGGAAGAAUGAAGCACUGGUCCAGAGUAUAGCAGAACUUAAAAGAAAGCUUACAAGGAGAAUACAUGAGACAACCAGGUGUGAACAAGGCAACCUAGGCGAAAUCACGGAGGAGUCACAGGUCAGGUUACAACAGCUGGAAGCGUCCUGUGCAGACCAAGAGAUGCAGCUGGGCAAGGUCAUGGAGGACUAUGCAUUUGUGAUUCAGCUCUGUGAAGAUCAGGCCCUCUGCAUAAAGAAGUACCAGGGAACUCUGAGGAAAAUAGAAGAAGAACUAGAGACUCGGUUCCUUGAGAGAGAAGUAUCAAAAGUCUUGAGCAUGAACACUGCAAGAAAAGAGUGUAACAGUCAAAAUAAUAAGUCCCCACCCGCUGAGUUCACCGGUACUUACAUGAAUAGGGUUUCUCGAUGUCUCUUUUUUACCGUCCUAUUUUUCAUCAGACUUCUGGGCUACGUGUUUUUCCACAUAAGUUAUAUAAAUCCAGAUCUCCUUAUCAACGUACUGCCCCGGAUACUGAACAGGGGCAUCUUGUGGAAGCUAAGAAGCUUCCUCUUUCCAUCUCUCACGCUGGAGACAGAGGACAUGUUACCUCAUUGAUUCCUGACAAACACCCUUGAACAACAGAAGACAAGUGGCAGCCGAGCCUGUAGACUAGGAGACGGUGGAGCAUGCAGAGGGAAGAGGUUUUCUUCAGAAUUUUUCCCUUCAGGUUUACUUACUUGACUAUCUUCCCUCUCCGUUUUCUUUCCAAGAUUGACCUUGUCCAGUAAAGAGCUCUGUCAAUAGGCUCCUGUGGCUAUAUUUAUAACCCCAAUAGUGCCAGGCAUAAACAAAGGAAGCCAUGACCCUUUCUAGAAUGAUGUCAUAGAUGCAACUUAAGGUUGAGAAGUUUUUCUAGAGAAUCUCAAAACACAAGGGACUGGAUCCCUGCCAUGCAGAAGACUGUUCAUUGCUUAUAGUAGUUAGAACUCUUUGGUUGCAAGUGAACUUAGCUUCAGCUAACUUGUAACCAAA
Messenger RNA from Trichechus manatus latirostris (Florida manatee), 1291 nucleotides. RefSeq names its product transmembrane and coiled-coil domains 5A (gene TMCO5A). The transcript has 10 exons. Bases 11 to 874 code for a protein of 287 amino acids. NCBI's taxonomy places the organism in Eukaryota, Metazoa, Chordata, Mammalia, Sirenia, Trichechidae. The record is from RefSeq and is a predicted model, not a curated record.